CGAUAAAAUCAACUUGGCACCAAUGAAUUUUGUGUCGUGUCUAAAUCGAAAUGAGCUCUCGCGGGUCGAUGCUUCACCGAAACGCAUUUUUCUUAUGCCACUUUUACUUGCCGCCUUUUUUUGCCUGUAACUCGUAUUAUGAAGCGUUGAAUAAUCAUGAGCUCGCGUAUUAUAUUGGCGAGUGAGAGUGAUUCGAUUUUCGAUGCGGGUGCCCUCACAAACCACCUUAAUCUCUCCUCACUUUCGACUAUCGAUUAAUAUCCAUAAAACAAUGGGGAAACAACAAAUCAUUAAAAUAUAUAUUCCGUGGAUCGGAACGUGAACGAUUUAUUUCCUUGGCUACUUCGUCGUAGUUCAAACCUACUUCAACUCAAAUAAAUUCUCUAGAAGUUUGCCGAGUUACCCACUGGCUGGAGUCUCGACAUUUUUCGUGCUGCAGUGCUAGACGAGAACACAUUUCGUUCACUUAGAAAUGAAACUUUGCAUCGCAAUCGUCUCCCUUUUUAUGAGCGUCGUGAUCGAAUCGAAACCGGUGGAGAAUGCGAAUAAUUUUGAGGUGAAGAACGAGAUCGAUUAUGGAAAUAGUGCCAAGGAUAAAAACGAGAGUGACGAUGCGCGAACUAAAUUGACGUUUCGUCCGAGUGAAUCCUCCGUCGUCGAGCCCGAGGCUUCGGACGAUCAAAGCGUCGAAAAUAAUGAAGUAACGACGGAAGGAAGCGGUACAACGAAGCCGCCACCGCCCGAAAAUUUACUCAAUUAUCUGCUGCCUCUACUCCAACGAUGGAAAUUCACUCCGCAAACGUUUCUCCAAGAUCGAAUCAAUACCUUCAAGCAAAGCCUUGGAAAUCUCGGUUUGAUUGUUCCCUCCAACAACGCUACGAACUCGAAACAAUUCGCUCCGACAAACGGUCUCCUGCAGCUCGUCGGACUCAACGAUUCGGGCUUCUACACCGAUCGAUUCGAACCUGCUGGCUUCCUCGGCGGCAAUGGAUGGUUCGCCAAUAAAGGCGGAAUUCUUGGCGGUCCUGGCGCUAUUGUGUCGACCGGUAGCCUGCUCACCGACUAUCCAACUCCUUACAAAAAAUGAAGUCGAUUCUCACCAGCCCUUCUCAUAUCUGACUAAAAUAUUCAUGAAAUCCUUUAAUUCUCGUGAAAAUAUUUAUUUUCCGGACAAUUUUUUUUCGCACGGUGCAAAAGUCGAUCGAAAUCGUAUCGAUCUCUAAGAUGACGCUGAAGUUUCCAACGUUGGAGUCCAACGAAAUGAACGAAAAAAACGUUUUUAAUUCGCCAAUUUUUUAUUUCACGAAUCGUUGGUUCACGCAGCUUGAAAAACUACGAAUCGCAAAUUUGGCAGGGAACAAAAUAGGAGAAUUACCGGAAUUAUUGGAGAGUUUUUUUCGAUCAUUUCGUUGGACUCCAACGUUGCAAACUUCAGCGUCAUUCUCCAAGCACCAGGUCGAUGAUUACUUUCUCCUAGGAUUUCAAAGUUUCCGUACAAUAUUUUCUUGACUCGAGAAAACUCUGACUGUCAAUCCGUUUAUUCGGAUGGUUCCAGGCUCUCGUUGUUUUAAUAAAUAUUCAUUCGCUCCUGGGAGUUCGGUCAAAAUAAAUCGAUUGUUCAAUGAAAUCUCCAUGCUUUCGACAGAAAAACAAUUUUCUUAUAUUCACAACGGGAUAAUCGUCAUUUCUGUGCUUUAGAAACCAAAGAAUAACUCCGUUCAGAAGAGCCUCAAGAAGCGUGAAAGGCACUUGUAUUUUGGCUUUUCCGAACCGGAAAAACGAGUCUUCUCAUUGGGCUUUAAUUGCUUUUAAAAAUUGAUGAAUUCGAAGAAACUCCGAAGGUUUCCCGUAACAAAUGUUGGUAAUCGCGAACUGCAGUUCUUCGAGUGAGAGCUUGAAUUUUUAAUGGAAUAAAACCGUACAAAAAAGUUGGUGGUUCGAUCGUUGAAGCAGUGCCGGAAGCUCGAGCUUCGAAUGCCUCGAUUUUACGAACUUCGUUGACAAUUAGAAUGGACGAGGUUUACGAUUAGAAGCUAUUACCGAAGCUAGCGAUUCGCAAAUCGCUGAUAAUGAUCGAAAGCAUGAAGUGGAAUUAACCAUUGAUACGGUUAUUACGAGUUAGUGGAAGGUCGAGAUCCGAGCGCCUGUGGAGGACUGUCCAACGUGCGUGCGUGCUAACGAUCCGUAAGCUAUACUCACUCCUCGAAGAUUAUGCUUACGCAUACAUACGUGCAUAUUCAAAGCAGAGAUGAAUCGGUCUGCAGGGUAUUUGAAUCCGUCGAUCUGGAGGCUUCGGCUACAGUGAAAAUGCUUUCGACGAAUCCUCGAGUUUCCACAAAUAUUCAAUCGGCAAAAUUCCGCCUGAUUGGAUUAGCGAAAAAUGUAGGAAGUCCCCAGAAAUAUGUUCGAGGAAAUGCUUCGAGUGAAAAUUGCGGGGUCUAGCCUAAUUAGACGGGCAAAAAAAAGACUAAUUUAAAUUAUAAAUAUGGAUACAAAAAGUGUUGGGCCUUACACUCUGAAAAUACACAAAAACAUUUUUUUAUAUUUAUUUUAGUCAGUUUUCGUAGAGAAAAAUGGGGGAGAAGACAGGUCCACAAAAAGAUGGGUGUGCGCUGUUGGUUAAAUCUUCUGGAAUGGAUGAUCGAAGAAAAAAGAAAAAAAUGGUUUUAGAUUCAAUAGGUAUCAUACGCGCGUAUCAUACGAUUUUUUAUUUUUCCAAAAACUACGAAAAAGCACGUUUUUUUCAUUAUUUUUCGCAGAAAAAAAAAGUUCUGCUCGAAAUUUCAAAAUUCGUAUGAUGUGCGUUAUAGCUGUGGUCAUAAAGAUCAUGUGGUCAAAUUUUGGUGAGGGUCGUUGAAUAAUUUCGGAGAUUUUAUCAACGAGCCGUCGAAAAAGGUAAUUUUGAGAAA
This is a messenger RNA of Venturia canescens, 2909 nucleotides long. RefSeq lists its product as uncharacterized. NCBI's taxonomy places the organism in Eukaryota, Metazoa, Arthropoda, Insecta, Hymenoptera, Ichneumonidae. The transcript is spliced from 2 exons. The coding region runs from base 473 to 1087 and encodes 204 amino acids. The record is from RefSeq and is a predicted model, not a curated record.